AUGCUCCAGGGCAUCCUGCGGACCGUGGCCUUCUGGCUCCGCGGGGACGACGCGCCGUCCAGGAAUCCCCUGUUCGACAUGGUGAUGGCCACCUCCAUGUGCUUCUGGUUCGUGCUGGAGCACAUGAGGUUCCUCGGCGUGGUCCGGUGCUCUCUGGAGACCUUCGAGCUGAUCGAGCUCCGGCUCCUCUGCCUGCUUUACGCCCUCUACGACGUGGUCGUCACUCUAGACACCGACCUGCGCGUCGCGGCAAGGGCUCCGAAGCUGGACCUCCUGCUGAACACGCGGGAUGCCCAGGGCACGCGCCUCACGGACUUCAUGGGCCCGACUGACCGGGGCCGCUUCCUUGAGUUCGUGGCGCGGGCUCCGCCGGACGUCACCGACGGGAAGAGCAACCCCACGCCCGCGCAGGAGACCUCAUUGAACGUGCACCUGCAGGACGGCAGGGGCUCGUGGAUUCAGGUCCAGCUGUUCCACACCCAGUUCCAGAACUUUGGCUGCAACCAGGUGGAGCACCUCAUCGGCAUCUGCGAGGUCGGCGACAGCGGCGGCAGGGCGGCCGGAGGCGAGUUCGGGUGCGUCUCGGGGAUCUCCGCGGGGCGGGACAGCGACUGCUCCCUCAUCGCUGGUGACAGUGCCUCGAUGGCUGGGGCGCCGUCGGUGCCGGCGAAGGACCCGGUGGCGGACUCGGAGAGCCUGGUCGCAGAGCCGCCGGAGCAGGCAGCUGGAUCGGUGCGGCCCAGAGCACCUUUGCCCGAAGUGUCCGACCUGCCCGUCGUGGCCGGCGCCGACUCCUUGCCCGCCGCACUGGCCGACGGGGCGGCGCCGACUCCUUGCCCGCCGCACUGGCCAACGGGGCUGGGCGGCUUCGUCGCGGGGGUGGCCUCCACCGCGCUGCUCGGCCUCUGCGUCAGGCGCUGCGGCGGCCGGGCGGGCGCGUCGGCCCGGGCAGCGCGGGUCCCCUCGCAGGGCUCGGCGCUCGAGCUUGGGGACGCGCCCCAGGCCCUGCCCGCCGCGGGCGCGGCCCCGCAGGCGCUCGCCCGCCGGGGCAGCGCCAUGGCGACGCUCCCGCCUGGAGCGUUCGCUUUCGUCCAGUAUGAUGAUCCAGCCGACAAUUGGCUCUGGCAUGAACGUCUGAUCAUGGGCUGGAUCUCGGGCGCGGAGUACGUUGUGAUGACUCCCGAUGGGGACGUCUUCAUCGAGCAGCUCGACUCGGCCAGCCGCGACCUCUCGGGUGUGCGGUUCUCGCCCGUGACGAGAGGCCUCCCCGCAGGGCUUGCGGGCGCGAGGCUCCGCAGGUUCGCGGCCCAGCCCGCCGGCGCUGACCUCGCGGCCCUGCUCGCCGAGGGGGCCUCUCACGCUCGCGUGAAGCGCCAGGCGAGGGGCCUGGCUCAGCCCCCGGGCGCGGGCUCGGCGGGCGGCUCUGGGGGCGUCGCCCCGGUCGCGGCCCCUGCGCCCUUGCCAGUGGUGCCGCCGCCGGCCGCGCCAGGGGCCUUGCCGCCGCCGCCGCCCGCCCCGAGGCUGGCGCCAGCCGGGGGAUGCUGGGUCUUCGACGUGCCUGGGGCCACUCGCGCGGUCGGGCAAGAGUUCAUAUAUCCCGCUGGUGCGCUGGACUUCGGCGGCCGGGUGUUCGUGACCGUCGGGAGUGACAUCACGACUGGCUCCUUCGUCGCCGCCGACGUGGACUUGGAUUCUCGCGUGGAGAUCCGCCUGAAGGGGCCGCCCAGCAUGGGCGACACGGUGUCAGCGCUGCAGGCUCGGAGCCCAGGCGGCUUCAUGGCCUCGCACGAGCGCUGGCUGGUGGGUGACUCGAAGGCGCUCGAGCUGGCGCACGCCGUGGACGGGGUCAACUCGGCGAAUCUGACCAGCAUGGAGUACCUCAACCGGCGGCGCCAGCUCCUUGAGGAGGCGCACAAGUCCGACCCGGACAAGCCGAACUUCGAAGGGGCCCACUACUUCUCGGGUGAGGAUGACACAGGGUCGGGCACGCUGGUCGCCCCGAGCUUGCGCUCGCAUGUCGCGGGCGAGUUCGCGAAGGAUGCUGCCAUUGAGAAGGAGAGACGCCAGCCCGUCAGUCUUCGAGGCGCCCUUGACUCGGACGCCGCGCGCACGUUGUCGCACUUUCAAGAGCUCCUGGCAGAGCCCGAGAUCAGACUCGUGCUUGAUUGUCGCGAGGCAAACCAGCAUUCGAAACGCUCUCCUUUCACCGAGAUAGCUGCGGCGGAGAGCCUCAGCGCGUUAGAGGUACCUGAGGGCAGGCAGUUGUACAGUGCAUGUGCGGAUAUCCAGUGCGCCUUCUAUCAGUGUGGUGACAUCGGUGAUCUGCGUCAGUACUUCUGCCUCCCGAAGGUCAGCCGAGCCGAGGCUCUCCGCGCGGGCAUCCCGGUGAAGGAUCUGAAUGACUCGAGCGACUUCGUCUACCCGGCGACGCAGGUAUCGCCGAUGGGCUGGUCUUGGGCGUUCAGGUUCGUUCAACGUUUACACCUCGAAGUUGUCCGCAGGUCUGGGGUUCCCUCGGCCAUGGUUGCUACUGGGUCUUGGCCUCUCCCGUCGGUCGUCAAGGGCCCGAUCGAGGUCCCCGACUCGGACAACGUUAACGCGUUUGGUUGGAUCCUGGAUCCGCCCGGGAGUCUCGACGAGAUCACGUUGCCUCACACUGCUUGGGGGAACCCUUCGGAGCGAGGGUGGAAGCGCGCUGUUGGUUUCCCCGAGGUGUCCCGCGAGAUCCUGGACCUGCAGCGCCUCGGCCCCUCGGCCGAGGCCUGCCGCGGCGGCGCCGCUGCGGCGCCCAGCCGCCGCGGCCGGCGAGGGAGCGCUCCGCCCACGGCUGCAGGCGGCGCCGGCGGCCCCGCGGAGGUGACGGCAGCGAGCCCGCCCACGUGCGAGCAGGCCGCAGUGGGUGCCUCGGCCGGGCCCCCCUACCAGAAGUACUUCGAGGCCUUCGUUGAGUUCGCGGGUCAGCCGGCGGAGACGCUCGACGAGCUCGAGGUGCAGGCGCCGUCGGUGCUGGGCGCGUUCCGGCACGCGGGCUGCACGAAGGGCGACGCCGACUACCUCGUCGCCUCCGCGAAGGACGCGCUGCCGAUGGCGACGGGCCCGAAGACCCUUCCCCGUGUGCAGCGGGCGCUGAAGGGGUGCGCCAAGAGAGUGCCUCCUCGGUCGCGGGCCCCAGCGCCUCGCGAGGUCGUGGGCUCUGCGAUCUCGGGGCCCCUCUCGCUGGGCGAGCGGGAUGCCGCGCCCCAGGCGCUCACGAUGUUCAGCGCGUUCACCCGCCCCGGCGCGCUGAGGAAGGCGCUGGUCAGGGACCUCCUUCAGCCAGCGCGUGCCGGAGGGGCCAUGGCGACGUGGUCGCUCCUCCUGGCGCCGAUCUCGGCGCGCCCUCUGGCCGCGUCCGCGGAGGGUGCGAACCCGCCUCGGUUCCCGACAAAGACGGGGACAUCCCACGAGGCGGUGCCGCUCGACAACCCGCUGUGGCUGGGGCCCCUGCUUGCCCUGCACGCUCGUGGCCGCCAGGGCCGCGAGCUGCUCUUCGCCGCGACGGGGGUCGAGAAGGCCGUCCUGUUCCGGAGGGUCACCGAGGCGCAGGGGCUGCAAGACGUGCGCCUGUGCCAGCUGCGGCGCGGCGAGGCGGGCGAGGACGCGCUGUCGGCGCAUCGGGCGCUCGCCGAGGUCAAGACGAGGGGGCACUGGAGCCAGGGCAGCAGUUUGAAGCGGCAUGCAAAGCCGGGCAUGGCACAGCAGCUGCUGUCGGCGCUGUCGCCCGCCGCCAGGGCUCACGGCGAGGUCCAGUGGACGAGGCUCCAGGACCUCUUCGGCGGGCGCGCGCGUGCCUCCUGGCCAGCGCGGUAG
Prorocentrum cordatum is the source of this 3849-nucleotide messenger RNA. Lineage: Eukaryota; Dinophyceae; Prorocentrales; Prorocentraceae. The record is from the annotation of a GenBank genome assembly.